AUGCUAGCUGACUUGAGGCGUGCCCGACCAAAACGAGCAGCUUCGCAGCACACGUUCUGCAACGGCCACUCAUGGUACUUACAAAUUAGCGUUCUGGGAUCCCUGCACCAUGUCGCGACAGGGAUUUAUGCCGGUUUUUGCGGCGAAUACACGAGUGUCGCCAUUCCAUCCUUUCUUGCCGAUCCAAGAGCACAAAAAUUGGCGCAGAGCGAAGUUGCUGCAAUCGUUAGCACGUAUUACGCCGGAUUGAUCGUUGGCUACUUUUUCGGGGCUUUUGUUGCGGAGAAGUUCUCGAAACGCGUUUUCCUAUUGGCGACCUUCUUGCCAAUGGCUGCCGCUUGGCUGCCAUUUUGCUUCGUGACGAGUCUUCCUUUGAUGAUCAUCGCCAGAUUAUCUCAAGGUUUGAUUUACUGCUAG
Molecule: messenger RNA, 417 nt
Organism: Notodromas monacha
Lineage: Eukaryota; Metazoa; Arthropoda; Ostracoda; Podocopida; Cyprididae
Source: the annotation of a GenBank genome assembly